AUGGAUGUUCUCUUUGCGGUUGAGCCUGAGGACAGGAAAGUACCUGGGCAGUUGUUACAGCGGCUCGUCCUAACCAAUAAGGAACAAUGGGAAAGAUAUCUCAUUUUUCAAGAGUAUAAGGCGUAUAUACUAUACAAGCUACUGCAAAAUAAGGAGAAUGCAAAGGAGGCUGCUACUAUACCAGAAGUGAGAGAAUUCAUCGAAAAUGGUGGAAAAUAUGUCCCGUACGAAAGCAUCAACCCAUUGAAAGCGAAAAUGUAUAGUUGCGAAACGCAUGAUACUCUAUUGAAGUGUGCAAGACUUGUUAAUCAGGCAGUUAAGGAUACUGGAAAAAAAUACUUAAAAUUGGAUUUCACUUGUGAUGUGAAGAACAUAUUUUACAUUUCACUUGGCGAAAAACGCAUGUCAGAAUUGAUGUUGAAGUUACCACGCAGACAAAUAAGGGAAUCUCCCACUUUAGAGCGGAAACUGGACUAUCGCACUUUUGAGGUUAUUACUUCUGUUACGCGCAAUAAGAGGAAUAUGGAUGGCCGAGUUGGUGCACAGGCUGGAAGAACACAUCAUACAAAUGGGAAAAUGAAGAUGAAAAAUUCGAGCGGAAAGUUAAAAGAAGAGGCGAUCGAGCGGAGGAUUGCAGAAUGUGUGAAGGAUGAAGCCUUUCAGCAAGAGUUAAAGCGCGAGGUGGAAAAGGCCAGGAUGGAAGCUCGGACUAAUAUGCAUAAAGAAGUUGAAGCAGAGAAGGUACUGAUUCAGAAGAGCUUUGACGAGAAACUAAAAGCCCCGAAGAAAACUGGAGAUGAACAUACUUCGACUAAAGAACUUCCUCCUACCGUGGCGGUAGUGAAAGAAUCAGAAGCUGAAGCUCUGAGGAAAGAGAAAAAAUUGGAAAGUCUGCGCAAAAUAGCUGAGGAAAGGGAGAAGUAUCGGUUUACGAAUGCGAACUGGAGGGUCACCUACACAUACCGGGUUGGUAGCGACUACUGGCCGAGCUGA
Messenger RNA from Perkinsus marinus ATCC 50983, 993 nucleotides. RefSeq lists its product as hypothetical. The record is from RefSeq and is a predicted model, not a curated record. The coding region runs from base 1 to 993 and encodes 330 amino acids. NCBI's taxonomy places the organism in Eukaryota, Perkinsozoa, Perkinsida, Perkinsidae. The transcript has 13 exons.